Penicillium chermesinum is the source of this 1524-nucleotide messenger RNA. RefSeq lists its product as uncharacterized. Gene Ontology annotation, molecular function: transmembrane transporter activity. The record is from RefSeq and is a predicted model, not a curated record. The transcript is spliced from 2 exons. Gene Ontology annotation, biological process: transmembrane transport. NCBI's taxonomy places the organism in Eukaryota, Fungi, Ascomycota, Eurotiomycetes, Eurotiales, Aspergillaceae. Bases 1 to 1524 code for a protein of 507 amino acids.
AUGAUGUUCACCCGAGGUGAUAUAUCGCACGAUAUCGAUGAGGUACACAACCACGCCAAUCCCACCACUGAUAUUGAAAUCGUUGACUGGGAUGGGCCCCGAGACCCGGGUAACCCAUACAACUGGUCCCUCCUUCAAAAAUGGACCAUGACAAUAUUGGCCUCAUUCACCACCUUUAUCACCAUGAUGAACGGUACAAUCAUUACCGUUGCGCACGAAGCCAUCAACGAAGAAUUUGGCAUCUCGGAUGCCUCGUUUCCUAAUUCAUACUGGCCCGUCGCAUCCUGGGCUCUCGGUGGCGCAUGCUUCGUUAUUCUUAUCCUCCCACUGAUGGAAGACUUCGGCGUGAGAUACGUUUUCUUAUUUACUUGGCUCGCUUUCAUAUGCUUCGUCAUUCCUCAAGCCGUAGCCCAAAGCUUUGCGACCUUGGUGGUGACAAGGUUUUUUGCUGGAGGCUGCGUCUCUAUCCUAGCCAAUACAUCUGCUACUGUGACGGGAAAUAUCUGGGACUCAGAAAAAGCACGCAAUAUCCCAGUUAGCCUGUACAUCAUAGGCUAUGUCGCUGGAAGCAGUAUUGGUCCCGUGAUUGGAGCACCGAUAUUUCAGUUCCUGUCCUGGCGAUGGAUUGGAUACCUCCAGCUUAUCUGGCUUGGUGCCCUGUUCCCCGUCUACUUCUUCUUGUUCAAGGAGUGCCGGGGGAUCGCCAUCUUGGGAAAACGGGCGAAGAAGUUGCGCGAACAAGGCAGACUGGCCUAUACCCAGCACGAGCUUGACAGUGAAGGAAGUUCGAUGUGGAGGAUCAUUGUUCGUAGCUCAACACGACCAGUUAUCAUGUUCUUUACCGAGUCUGUUGUGUUUGUCUCUGUCAUGUGGUCUUCUUUUACUAUCGGCACACUAUACCUCUUCACUCAGUCAGUCGAGCAAGUCUUUGCCGGUCUCUACGGCUGGAGUGCAGCACAAUGUGGCUAUGUCCAGGGCGCGAUCGUGAUCGGUGAGAUCAUUGGCUGGGCUGCUAGCUUGUUCUCUGCAAAGCUGUAUUUCAGCUCCGCUUCGCGCAACAAAGAAGUGCCCGGUACUCCCAUCCCCGAAGCACGACUAUACCUCGCCAUUGUGGGCGGCAUCUUCGGCCUGUCUGGUGGCAUGUUCAUUUACGCAUGGACCUCAUACCCUGAUCUCCCAUGGAUCGCCCCUGCAAUUGGGCUGGGAGUGGUAGGUGCAGGCAGUGUGAUCGUUGUCACUGGGAUCUCCGACUACAUUGUAGAUUCAUAUGCGAAAUACUCGGGCAGCGCAAUAGGAAUCGCUGCCUGCGGUGAGAAUAUUUUCUCUGCCUUCGUGCCUCUGGCUGCUAUGGCUAUGUACUCGAACCUUGGGUUCCAAUGGGCGAGCACCCUCCUGGCAUUCAUUUCCUUAGCACUGUCCUUUGCUCCUACUCUAUUUAUUGUAUAUGGGAAGGAGAUCCGAGCCCGGAGCCCGUUUAUGCGCGAAGCGAUGGUGGAGAGAAAGAAUAGUUUUGACACGGUUUAA